CACCAAAAUUUGUUAAAAUAGCAAGAAAAGAAAAGAGUAUGGGGGAGAAAGAAAAGAGUAUCUUUCACAGCUUGGCAUCAAUUAUCAUCUCAACUUUUCCUUCUAUUUGAUCUCUUCCCACACUCCAAAAGCUCUCUCUCUCUCCUCACUGGCACUGUAGAAAUACUUCCCUUCUUCUUCUUCUUCUCCCUCUAUUUCAUACUGCACUCCUUUCUAUUCACAUAUUCAGAUUUCAUUUCUAAACGUUUUACAUAUAUUCACACUUACCCUUUUUCAGUUGAACUCUCAGUUCUUCUGCUCUCUCUUUUUCCGCCUUGUCGGUAUUUGUUUAUCCGGCGAGCGAUUUCUCACCAGAUUAGUGCAGAUUGGGCGUCGAUUCCAGAUUUGGGAAGGUGGGUUUUUUUGGGGAGAUGGGUGGGGUGACGUCAUCAAUGGCGGCGAAGCUGGCUUUCUUCCCGCCGACCCCGCCGUCGUACAAGGUGGUGACGGACGAUGCGACUGGGCUGGUGCUGCUCGACCCGUUUCCCCACCGGGAAAACGUCGACGUCCUCCGGCUGCCGACCCGCCGCGGGUCGGAGAUCGUGGCCCUGUACGUCCGGUAUCCCAUGGCCGCCUCCACGGUGCUCUAUUCCCACGGCAACGCCGCCGACAUCGGGCAGAUGUAUGAGCUCUUCAUCCAGCUCAGUAUUCACCUCAAGGUGAAUCUUUUGGGAUAUGACUACUCUGGUUAUGGGCAGUCGACGGGGAAGCCGAGCGAACAAAACACUUAUGCCGAUAUAGAAGCUGCUUACAAGUGCCUUGAAGAAAGCUAUGGCGCUAAGCAGGAGGAUGUUAUACUCUAUGGUCAGUCCGUUGGAAGUGGCCCCACCGUGGAUCUUGCUUCUCGUUUGCCUCGGCUAAGGGCAGUUGUCUUGCACAGUCCUAUACUCUCUGGCUUAAGGGUCAUGUACCCUGUGAAACGGACAUACUGGUUCGACAUCUACAAGAAUAUUGACAAAAUCCCAUCGGUGAAGUGUCCCGUUCUCGUCAUUCAUGGAACUUCAGAUGAAGUGGUUGAUUGUUCCCAUGGGAAGCAGCUAUGGGAACUAUGCCAAGAGAAAUAUGAACCAUUAUGGAUCAAGGGUGGGACCCACUGCGACCUCGAACUAUACCCCGAAUACAUCCGACAUCUGAAGAAGUUCGUGUCGACGAUCGAGAAACCGCUCUCGCACCGAAACGUCUCGAGGAAGAGCGUGGACCGGCCCGAGAAUUCCCGCAAGAGCACCGACUUCCACCACGACGGCCCGAGGAAGAGCACUGACGCCCGGAGGGAGAAGCCGAGGCCGAGCACGGACAAGCAACCGUCCGAGAAGCUGAAGAACGUCGAGUUCAAGUUCUCGAGGGACGAGAAGUUCUCGAAGCUGAGGAUGCCCUUCGACCAAAUCGAGAGGUCCCGAAGGAGCGUCGAGAUCUUCGAGAAGCCGCAGAGGAGCGUCGAGAUGGACAAGGCCCGCAAGAGCGUCGAUUGGCUCGAGAGGAUUCGCGUCGGCUGAAGAGACGAUGGCGGGCGGUGUAAAUUUUGCAAGUGGCGGGCCCCGGUCUUGCAAUCACAAGCUUGAUCUUUUGGUCGAGCCUGUUGUGCUUUGAGCAUAUGUAAUGGGACUACUCUUGUUUUUGCUCUUUCUUUCUAUUGAGUGGGAAAGGAGAAAUAGAAAGGUUUGGUGAUGAGAUAAGUUGCUAACACUAUCAUUAUGCAGCCCAUCUUUUUGUAUAGGAAAAUGUUUUGUGUAACUUUGAGAUUGCCAUUUUCAUGACAUUUGCUUUAUUGAAAUUGCCAUCAAUCAAAUUUGUUUCCUCUU
This is a messenger RNA of Cuscuta campestris, 1838 nucleotides long. The record is from the annotation of a GenBank genome assembly. NCBI's taxonomy places the organism in Eukaryota, Viridiplantae, Streptophyta, Magnoliopsida, Solanales, Convolvulaceae.